This is a messenger RNA of Ectocarpus siliculosus, 324 nucleotides long. The record is from the annotation of a GenBank genome assembly. Lineage: Eukaryota; Phaeophyceae; Ectocarpales; Ectocarpaceae.
AUGGACGUAGUGCCGCUCAUGGAGGGCGGCUUCGUCAACAUCCUUGUUCUGGUGUCAGUGACGAAUUGGGGCCUGAUGGAGAAGGUGUGGGAACACGCCGAGGGGGACUCGAGUCGAGACGAAGCUGUCGGAACACCCGGAGAAGAGAAGAACUUCAGCUCUUGCAAGGAGAAGAGAAGAAAUUCAGCUCUUGCAAGGAGAAGAGAAGAAAUUCAGCUCUUGCAAGGAGAGGAUGAAGAACACGGUGGGGGGAGAGCAAAGGCAUCGCCAAGUCUGUCCUGGGGAGCAACGUGCUGCAGCGGUAUCUCCAGCACCCGCUGGUGA